Varanus komodoensis (Komodo dragon) is the source of this 3644-nucleotide messenger RNA. It is a transcript of the gene ARL5B, whose product is annotated as ADP ribosylation factor like GTPase 5B. Gene Ontology annotation, biological process: protein localization to Golgi membrane; vesicle-mediated transport; intracellular protein transport. NCBI's taxonomy places the organism in Eukaryota, Metazoa, Chordata, Lepidosauria, Squamata, Varanidae. The record is from RefSeq and is a predicted model, not a curated record. Gene Ontology annotation, cellular component: cytoplasm; trans-Golgi network. The transcript is spliced from 6 exons. The coding region runs from base 129 to 698 and encodes 189 amino acids. Gene Ontology annotation, molecular function: GTPase activity; GTP binding.
AAAGCGGCGGUCGCUGCCGGAGGUGGAGUCGGGCCGGUUUCGGUUCCGCCCACUUCGUCCGCCGCGGUGGGUAAGAAAGCAGAGAAAGAAGGAGCGGUAGUCGGGGUUUCGCUGCUGCUCGGUUCGGGAUGGGUCUCAUAUUUGCCAAGCUGUGGAGUUUCUUCUGUAACCAGGAGCACAAAGUGAUAAUUGUGGGACUUGACAAUGCUGGAAAGACAACCAUUCUGUACCAGUUCCUAAUGAAUGAGGUGGUUCACACUUCUCCCACUAUAGGAAGUAACGUUGAAGAAAUUGUAGUAAAGAACACUCAUUUCCUCAUGUGGGAUAUUGGAGGGCAGGAAUCUUUACGGUCGUCCUGGAAUACCUAUUAUUCAAAUACUGAGCUCCUGGUCCAACCUUUCUCCUUUCCACAGUUUAUUAUCCUUGUAGUUGACAGCAUUGAUCGAGAGAGACUGACCCUCACCAGAGAAGAACUCUACAGAAUGUUGGCACAUGAGGAUUUGCGGAAAGCUGCAGUUCUCAUCUUUGCAAACAAGCAAGAUAUGAAAGGUUGCAUGACUGCAGCUGAAAUUUCCAAGUCCCUCACCCUUAGUUCCAUAAAGGAUCAUCCAUGGCACAUUCAGUCCUGUUGUGCACUAACAGGAGAAGGAUUAUGUCAAGGCCUGGAAUGGAUGACAUCUCGAAUUGGAGUAAGCUAAUUUUACUGGAUAGAAAGUGACAUUUAUCCUGUGGACAAAUUCCAUUGUGGUACACUUCGCUACACAGGUGGCAACAUAUUGAAUUUCAGACUUCUGAAACCUCCACAACAACACUUGAAUCAAGUGCGGCUGAAAUGUAAAAGUAUUUUUUAACCUUUUAAAAAUGCACUAAUCUUGGUUGGAAGAAGAAGUAGACACUAUCUGAAAGUUUGUUUUCCUGACUACAUAAGUUAAAGGACUGCCUAGUAAUCAAAAAAAGCUCCUUGUUACUGCUUGUAGUACUAGCUUGUAACAGUGGUUGGUCUCCCUCUGUGUUGCUAUGCUGCAGCAAUUAGCUUUAAGAAUCCCAAGAGCGUGGAUAUUAAAGUCAACCUAUUUCCAGAUGAGGAGAGUUCAAAUAUUAAUACAGACUACAGGAGUUCUCUAAAACUGAAACAGAUAUUUAUUUUUUUCCUUGCCUUUCUAUUUAUGUAAUUGUCAUUGUACUUCUGCCUUGGAAAACAUACACCAUUUUUAAAACUUCAUCUGACUGUUAAACAUUUUAUAUAUUGGGGGAAAAAACAUUGAGUAGAAUGAUAUUGAAAUGUACUUCAUGCUACCAAGGGGAACUAGUUGACUGCACUGUGUUUUAACAAUGCAAGUUUGGUAGGAAAAUUAUUUAAGUAUAUGUAUCUAUGGGGGUUUAUUUUACAGAAGAAUGUUGAUAGCAUGUGAAAGCCAAAUUUGUCUGGAUAUUGUGCUAGUAGCCAACGAGCUUCUACAGUCUGAUUGUUAAUCAGUAUGAGACAGAAAUCAGUUCUUGGAAGCAUUGUGUAUAAUGUAAGGCAUAAUUAUUUCUUCAUUGGAGAAUCCAGAGCAAAAGGUAUUCUUGCAUUCUAGGACAAAUUGGUCCAAUUUUUCUAUAGAAAGCCUGACUUCUACAGAUCAUAGCCGUAAUGCCUUAUUUUGAGCAGUGCAUUAAAGUAGCUAGCAUUUCCUUCCAAAAUUUACUCUGACAUGUUCAACAGUAGUAUUCUGUAGUGUUUUCAAAGCACCUAGUUGUCUUGCAUUUUCUAUUAUAAUGGGUUUCCUAUCUUAAGACAAUGUCCAUACCAUUUGUGGUCCGUCACCUAGCAUUGUAUAAAUGGUCUCAGACAGGGAUAAGCAAAAGAUAGAUAUCCAGAUUUGAAUCUUCCAUCUGCUAGUAUCCCUUGCUAGCUCAGGCAAUGGUCAGGUAUGCUGGGACUUGAACUCCAAAACACUGGAAAUCUACUUUUUGUCCUCCUCUGCUCUAAAGAAAAGCUUUUAUUUGGCAUCUCAGGAAACUGCUGUCCUACGUGGAUUAAGUAAUGAAAACAGUAUGUUGUGAUUGUGCCGGAACUGAAAUUUCAUGGGUUAACUUUUUUGGUAAAAGGUACUUUUUCCCACUGAAAGAGGGGCUGUUCUUGUUAGAAAACAUCACAUUUCAUUGACUAUACAAACUUGCUUGCCUGUUGCUCUCUUCCUGAGAUUGCCAAAAUGGGACUUCUGUUGGGCAAGAGAACUGUCCUUCCUCCCAUCUUUGUAGCUGUGAAGAUAUAUGGAGUCCUUUAAACUCUGUGACACUUACUUCCUAGUAGACAUGCAUGGUUGCAGUGUAAGAAACUUGUUCAACCUGUAGUAUUUCAUAAAUGAGAACCAGCAUAUCAAUAUGCAGUGAAUAUGAUUUUUCCCCUUCUAAGGGAGUUAUCUCCUUUGGCAUUAAUUUUCACAUCAUCACCACGCUGGAAUUAUGGGUUCUGGUUAAUGUCUGUGACUAUUUUGCAUAUCCAUUCCUGGGCAUAUAGGUGGGGUGGUUGGUGGCGGCAUGAUUCCUCAGGUCACUGAUCCCAACCAGUAGGGAUUACUUGAGGAUUAUACAGCUUUCAACAGGCCAGCUUGGUUGAGCAUUGUUUCAUCCUCAGGCAACUGCCGCCACCUGGGUUUUGAUAAGAUGUCAAGGCAUGGCAAAAGCCUAGUCUCCUGGGGGUGAGUAUUCAAGAAGUCUGCUGGCAUGUGCCACAAUCCAACCACUUAAUAAACCACAGUGGGUUGUGGUGCUCAUGACAGCCGGCCUGUUGCCAAAUACUGGCAUGUAUCCCUACAUCAACAUAUAUUGCAACAUAUAUUGAUGGUGAAAAAUAUAAACUGACUGUAAAAUGCAAGGUCUUCACUGGGAUGAGCUUCAGAAGGAGCAUGGAAAGCACUCUCAUCCCAAGGGGAACGUCUUUUCCUCUUGGUCUGGUCUCCUCUGAACAGCUGUGACUCUCCAGUGUCUCCAGCAGGAAUUUCACCUACCUGCUCUGCCUGUGCCUUUUCCAGCUCUUCAUCCACGAGCCCUCCCAGUGUAUAUCUGCACAUCUACUGAAGAACCUAAAGAAACCCUAUUUUUGAUCCUAGUCUCCCAAGCAGUCAUUUGUCACUUUCAAAAAUUUUGUGCGGAAGUGUGUACUAAAUGGGAGGAGAGGUUUAUAUACUUGGGUGUAUGUAUGCCAAGAAUACUGUGCUUGUAGUAGAGUAGGCCACUCUUUCUAGACCUGCCAUUCUCAUCUUGGCUCCACUCAAGAUCUUCACAGUAACUGUGAAUUUACCAUUAGAUUUUCGUAAGGGGGAAAAGCGUUCAGUGUUUAAACUGUAGCUCUUACCAUGCCACAAGAUCUGCACCUCCUAGCAGAUCUGUUUUGGCCAAGAUAAUAUCUUGUUAUUUGCUCACUCAUACCACACUAUCCAUUACUGGGCUGGAUGCUUUUUAUAUUAAAUGAUCGGCAUGAUAAUACUGCAAUGUAAAUAUUUUGUGGGGAUGAGUUGAAGUGCUUGCCUGUGGAAAGCAAGACUUAUCAUCUUAUGCUGUUACAAAAAAACCCCACCUGUUGGCAGUGCAAUAUUACUUGUGGAAAUGGCAACAAGGGAGGGGGACUUCUGUGCCAAUAAAGAGAGCUUCUCCUUAAA